Contarinia nasturtii (swede midge) is the source of this 754-nucleotide messenger RNA. RefSeq lists its product as uncharacterized. Lineage: Eukaryota; Metazoa; Arthropoda; Insecta; Diptera; Cecidomyiidae. The record is from RefSeq and is a predicted model, not a curated record. The coding region runs from base 114 to 653 and encodes 179 amino acids. The transcript has 5 exons.
CAAUUGUCAAAGCCGCUUCACGAGUUCCAAAACGAUAGACUGCACUCAAUAAUCUGAUCAAUAACGAAGACACAAUCACUAAGUUUUACAGAAAAAUAUCAACGCAUUACAAAAUGAUGUUUACAAUUCGUCAAUUUUUUGGUUCCGAUCUAAAGUCUGUUGGUUUAGUUUUGGCAUGGUUACAAAUAUUCUGGGAAUGCAUUGACAUGGUGUUUGAUUUUUACGACGGAGAGAAGGACAAAGUGGACGUAUUGGUCAACUCUAUAGUAUCGGUGGUUUCGCUCCUUUGCCUUCUCUAUGGCAUUCACAUGAAUCGUCCGAAAUUAAUGAUGGCGUCUUUGUGUGAGUUGGCGUUUUCAGCACUAGAAUGUCUUCUGAAUAUAGUACCAUUGGCUUUUGCUUUUUAUAGUGUUUGUUUGCUUAAACAAUUAAGCAAAAAUUAUUGUAUCAAUGAAAUCUUUAUUCCGAUUGUUUCGUCCAUUUUUCAUACAGCGUUGCAUUUUUGCUCGGUUUUAAUAUUUUAUUCGCUCUACAAAUCCAUGUCUGCUGAUCCGACAAAUUCGAAAUCUGAACUCAAUCAAGUUGAAGCAGCUAAAGAUGAAGCAUCCAAAAAUGAUGCUACCGCUGAAUAUACCGCCGAGUUUAAGGCUUAAGACAUGACAUUGCGUUUAAAUGAACCUAAUUAAGUAUGAACUAUAUUGUAUUUCGUAAAAUGAAAAAAUUAUUCAUUGCAAAUCAUUUAUUUUUUUAAUCA